UGUUUUAGGGCUAUCAACAAGAGAUCAUUUUUGAUUGGUAGACAUAAGAAAAAAAACACACAUCAGCACACCAUAUAAGACUACUGGUAAAAAACAAGCAAAGGACCUUGAAUUGCUUUUGGAAUCCAGAAUCACUCCCAGGAAGCAAACAUGGAUUUCAAAGGAACAUCAUCUCAACCAGAUCAACACCAACAGGAAAAGACUAAAAAAAUAAAGCAGCUGUUUGACAAACUUUACCCUAAAGGCAGGAACCACAGACUGCGAGCUGCCGAGGUUCUUCAGAUAACUGCGCGUUCUUUGCAGUCUCAUGAGUCUUGCACUGAGGAGGAGCUGAUUCAGACCUUCCUACAGAAACUUCUGAUUAUGAACUAUACAGCAAGAUACACUGAAACUAAAGAUACCAAUGAACAUCAUCACACACAACGAAAAGACAUUGACUCGUCUGAAGAUGAGUGUGAUUUUUUUGAUGAAGGAUCUUGGUCCGGUUCACCUGUAACCUCCUUUGACAACGUUCACCCCAUGGAUGUUCAUUUGGCCGUUUUUCAUUGUGCUGAUAGAUUUCUUAAGCAGCUCAUGGUCACUAAACUCUCACAGUGUCAGUUUGCUCUUCCUCUGCUAGUACCGGACCCAUUCACACAACAGAUUCAGUUUCCUCUCUGGACAUUCAGACAAAUCAACAAGAGCUGGAAGAUGAGAAAUACUGACAAUGAGAUUAUCAGUAAAGUCCAGCCAGUGUAUAAAGCAGAAACACCAAUGGUGUCGUUCUUCAGAUUUGGUUCUGUGUCUUCAUCCAAGUCUCAGCUGAUAAACAGCCUGAUCAAUGAGAAACACAACACGUUCUUCCAUAGGAACUGUCCAGGCAGCAGCAGAACCAGACUGCUCAUGGAUGGAGUGGUGGAGAUCGCCUGGUUUUGCCCCUCUGGAAAAGACACAGAUAAAUUUACUGACUGCGUUGCCUUCUGUAAUCUGCAUGGUGAUGCAGGAACCAAUGAGAAACAGCUGCAGAUCCUGACUAAAAUGUCUUCAGUCAAUGUUGUUAUUUUACCACAACUUGACAAGAAUGACAAAAAUGCAAUAAAGAUACAAGAGCUGUACAAAGACAAAAAGCCACUUAUUUGUCUUCUAACUGAUGAUGAAUCUGCUGCAAAGCAGAAGAAAGGAAAAUAUAAAAUUGGUUUGAAAAACAGAAACCAGUCGGAUGUAUCUGUAGAACUCAGAAGAGCAAUAAGCAGUUGUCUGUCAUCUUCAGAAUCAGCUUCCUUGUUCAGACUGGAAGAUUUGUCCAAAUGCUCAGAUAUCAGAGUAGAUGAGGAAGAUGACGAAGACUGCAGGAUAGGAAAAGAAGCAGCACAGCAGAUGAUAAGUUUACUGGAGAAUAAAGAUCUGACAGAAAUCAAAGAGUCAUUUCUGCCCUGUCAGGGAAAACUGUGGCAUCUGUGGUGUCAGAAGAACAAAGAACUGCAUCAACCCCAAGGGGAAGAACUAGAAAUAGACAUAAGCACUAAAAAGACAGAAAUGAUGAAGAUUCGUGAAGAGCAACAUGAAUCUAAUAUGAGUGAGUUUAUAAAGUUCUUUAUAAAGCAAAUGAACUCAGAUUCUGCAUUUAGGAUGUUUUUUCUCAAAUGGCUCAGAAUCCUCCUGGAUGAGUAUACCUCAGAAGACCUUUCUGAUCUACAUCUCAAAUAUGAUGAAAAGUGGUCAACAGUCUUAAAGCUCAAAGAGACCAACGAAAAACCUGCGAAUGUCAAUGAAGUACAAACUGAGCUUGAGAAAAUUUCUGAAGAACUUCAAGCUGCAACAUUUGGCUUGGAGCACAUCCUCAGAGAGAUCGGUCAGAUCUAUGAAUCAUAUUCAUCUGUAAAGACAAUCAAAGCAGGUCUGGAGUUUGAUUUGUCUUCUCUCCCGAGUUUUGCAGCUGAGAUGAUGAUUUCUGGAUUUCCACUGGAGCUGAUGGAUGGAGAUGCUGCUCAUGUUCCUCUGAUCUGGGUUACUGCUGUUCUAGAUGAACUCAUCCACAAACUGGGAGACCAGAGAGUCUUUGUGAUGUCAGUUUUAGGGAUUCAGAGCUCUGGGAAAUCCACCAUGCUCAAUGCCAUGUUUGGACUUCAGUUUGCAGUCAGUGCUGGCAGGUGCACCAGAGGAGCUUUCAUGCAGCUGGUCAGAGUAUCAGAGGAGAUGAAGGAACAGCUGAAGGUUGAUUACAUUCUGGUUGUUGAUACUGAGGGUCUCCGGGCUUUAGAACUUACUGGAAGAUCUACAAGACAUCAUGACAAUGAAUUGGCCACAUUUGUUGUGGGUCUUGGUAAUCUGACAUUGAUUAACAUCUUUGGAGAAAAUCCCUCUGAGAUGCAAGACAUUCUUCAGAUUGUUGUUCAGGCCUUUCUGAGGAUGAAGAAGGUCAGAUUGAAUCCGAGUUGUAUGUUUGUGCAUCAGAACGUUUCAGACGUCACAGCUGGAGAGAAAAACAUGGAGGGAAGGAGACGCCUGCAGGAGACACUGGAUGAGAUGGCUAAACUCGCUGCUAAAGAUGAAGCAUGUGAUGCAGAAUGUUUCAGCGAUGUCAUUGCAUUUGAUGUACGUACUGAUGUGAAGUAUUUUGCUCAGCUCUGGGAGGGCAGCCCACCCAUGGCACCACCAAACCCAAACUACUGUGAGAAUGUUCAAGACCUAAAGGAAGCCAUACUUACACAAGCCUCAAAAUCAGGUGGCAUAAUGUUGAGUCAACUAAAAGAUCGUAUUCUAGAUCUCUGGGAGGCUUUACUCAGUGAGCAAUUUGUAUUUAGCUUCAGAAAUUCUUUGGAAAUUGCAGCGUUCAGGAGACUGGAGACAGAAUACAGCAAGUGGACCUGGACUCUUCGCAGUGCACUGCUGGAAAUUGAAAACAAACUGCACAACCAAAUAGAAAAUGGAGCAACUGAUGAGAUUAAGGAAGAAGAUUUCAAAAGAGAACUAAAAGGAAAAAGUGAAGAGGUGAAAAAAUUAAUGUCGGAUUUCUUUGAGAACGACACGGAUAAACUCAUACUGAUUCAGUGGAAGGAGUCGUUUGAAAUAAAAGUCAAAGAGCUUCGGGAGGGCAUUACGAGAAAAACAAAAAGGAAAUUAAAUGAGAUUAUUCAGCAACAAGACCUGAAGAAAAGGAUUGACGCUCAAAGGACACAUUAUGAAAAUACACUUUUAGAAAAGAGCAAAGAACUGGCUUUAAAACACAAAGACAAAACGAAUGAUGAAGAAACUCUGAAGAAAGAGUUUGAUCUGUUCUGGGGAAAAUGUGUUAAGAAGAUUACCACAGAUUGUCCUCCAAUCAAAAACAUUAACAUACUGAGAGAUGUGAAAAAGCUCCUCAUUGGCAGCUAUAAAAUUGCCCAUAUAAACACCUGGAAGGACAUCACAGAUAUUUUAUCGGAGCCGAGUUAUGUACCUUAUGUUCGGUUCAAAAAAUCCAGUGGAAUCACAGGACCUAUUAAAAAUGCUGUCAGAGCAGUCCAAGAGACAAUUGGUCUCACUUUGUCUGGCGAGGAUGAAACCCAAAUAACAAACCUAAUGAACGAAAUUUUUGAGCAAACAGAUAAGAUGAUCAUGUCAUUUAACGUAUCAAAGCUGGGAUACAACAUCAGCUACAUUCAACAAGUUACAGAUUACAUUAAAGCAAGAAUAACACAAUACGAGGAAGGCCCAGUGAAGUACAUUUUCAAUGAAAAAUUCUUUGUGGAUUUGGUAUUUUAUAUAUUUGAGUAUGCAAACCAGACGUUAACGGAACAACACAACAUGUUCAGAGAAGCCAACGAUCCUGUAUUGUACGUUGAGAAGAAGAGAGAAGAAUAUUACAGUAUUUUCCAGAAAUACUGUCAAGGAGCAACAUCAGCCGCUAUUUUUGGAGAGAUCAUCUGUCAAAAACUGAAAGAACCAAUUAAACAGAGUGUCUACAAACACACUGCCAGUGAUUUAGCAGAUGAAAUGCGAUCAAACUGUCCAUCACUAAAUGGAAACAGAACAAAUCUGGAGAUGCACAUCCUGAAGAAACUGGCACAAGAUGAGAAGUUUUAUCAAUACAUAAAAUACAUUAAGAAUCCCAGAAAGUACUUCAAUAGUUUCAUUAAAGGUGAAGUCAGUCAGUACAUCAGUGAUAAUUUCAAUUUCAGUGUUCAGCCCAAGAUGAAAGAGAACAUUGAAUCCCUGCAAAAGAAGAUUGUGGUAGCAGCACGUGAAUCUACUGAAUAUGUUCAAGUGAACAAUGGAGAUGUUGAUUUGUGGUUGACGUUUUUCACACAGAAGCUCUCAGAUGUAUUGAUAUUCUCUCUGAAAGACUUUAGUGGAGUGAGUCAUGAUGAUGUUGAUGAUUUCAAACUACUAGAAGAUGUGAUAAGAGAAGAACUUCCCUCUAUAAUGUCUGACAUUAGCAGUAAAUGCAACACAACAACAUUUCCAGUAUAUCUGGAUUAUAAGGACCGACCAGAUGAGAUUCUGAUUGAUCACUUCUGUCAGUGCUGUUGGGUUCAGUGUCCGUUCUGUGCAGCCAUCUGCACUAACACUAUAGAAAACCAUGAUGGAGAUCACAGUGUUCCUUUCCAUCGGGUUAAUGGACUGAAUGGUUGGUUUUACAGAGGAACACGAAACCUAUGUAUCAAUAUCUGUACAUCUUCAGUAGCAAGUAAUGAAGAAUUUUUUCCAAACUCAGACUCAGAUGACUCAGAUGAUGAUUCUAUCCCCUGGAAAGAAUACAGAACAGGAGGAGGCAAGUAUGCAGAGUGGAGCAUCACCCCUGACCUCUCUGAGCUGCCCUACUGGAAGUGGUUUGUGUGCAAAUUCCAGAAAGGUCUGGAAAAGCACUACAGAAAAACAUUCUGGGGUUCUGGUAGGAUUCCAUUUCAAUGGAGACAAAUCACAAAACAGGAUGCUCUUGAGAGUUUGGAUAAAAACUUUUGAAUAUAAAUGAAUAUAAACUAAUGUUCUCUACAGAACACAACACAAAAUGUAAAUGCUCAGUUUGAAAUAUGUUAUAUGACGUUAUGAAAGAGUUCUUAUACUGAACUAUUUUAUAACACUGUAAUUGUCUUAUUUUAUUAGUGCUGUCAAUUUAAACACUUAAUCAAAUGAAUCGCACAUGCAAUGAUAAGUAUCAAUAUUAGUGGGUGUGAUGCUGUCCGACUUGGUAUGUUGGUCCACCAAAAUAUAUUAAAGGGGAAUUUAGAGGGAAUUUUCACCACACUCAACAUCAACAUGAUUUUUUUAACUGAUGGCUGACUUGCAGUAAAUUACACGUGUUUAUUUUAUGAAGUUUUAAUUAUUGUUUAUGAUAUGUAUAUGUAACAUGUCAAUAUUCUUCAUUAUUAUGUCACUUAUCAAUAUAUUUAUAGCUUAGUGGUACUUUUAUUAAUUCUUUGAGGUUUUAGAUUAUGGAUUGGUAAGUCUUUUAGUAAGAAAACAGCAGUGCUUUGAAUUAAGCAUUUAGCAGGUGCUCAACUAUUCAAAGCAACUUACAAAAAGGAGGCAAUAGAAUGAGAAGUGCUAUACAAAAUUACGAAGUUUCAAAUUUACAAAAGCGGUACAUCUUUAAUUUUUUUCAUAAAUAAAGACACUGGUCUAAAUUCCAGGAGCAGUUUUGGUUUUGUAAUAAAUCAAAUUUUUCUAAUAUCUAAAUUCUCUUACAAGUAUACUGGUGGUGUUCUUUGUUCAUAAAACAUUUCACAUUGCUCCACUACCUUACAAUUUUAAUAUUGAAUAAUACAUAACAAAUAACAAUUUAUUACUUGGUUAACUCAAAUUAUUUACUUGUAUUUUCUCUUUUUCCCUGUUAUAAUGGAUAUAUGCAGUCAGAUAUGCAGUUUACUGUCUAUGUGUAUGUAACAAAUAAAAUACUUUAAGAUCAGG
Messenger RNA from Paramisgurnus dabryanus, 5868 nucleotides. RefSeq names its product interferon-induced very large GTPase 1-like. The record is from RefSeq and is a predicted model, not a curated record. NCBI's taxonomy places the organism in Eukaryota, Metazoa, Chordata, Actinopteri, Cypriniformes, Cobitidae. Gene Ontology annotation, molecular function: GTP binding.